Molecule: messenger RNA, 4152 nt
Organism: Sus scrofa (pig)
Lineage: Eukaryota; Metazoa; Chordata; Mammalia; Artiodactyla; Suidae
Source: RefSeq, a predicted model, not a curated record
CCCCCGCCCCGCACGCCCCGGCCCCCCGCCCUCGGGCCUUAGGACGGGACGGGGAGGAGGGAGGGAGGAAGGGGCGCCUGAGGCGGGCGGGAUUCUGCGAAGCGCGUGAAGCCUCGCUGGCGUCUGGUCCCGGAGUCAGACGCUGGCGGGCGCGGAGUUUCUCACGACCGGCGGAGCCCGCUUCUGCUGACUACAUUUCAGAAAGCAUCAACUUUUUCUCAGUGGACUCAUUCGUCAAAUGGAACAUGCCUAUACUAUUUUAAAAAGCUUUGUGCUUAAUCCUGGAAAAAUUAACUGCCCCAAAAUGAAAAUGAGGACAUUUGAGAAGGUGGUUUAAGGCGUGGACCUUUGGGAAAGCAUCCCAUUGAUUCAGUGAACCAAAGGAUAAAUACUGAAUAGAUUAAUCCUAAACACUUAACUAUUUUUUACCCAGGAGGAUUUCAUCUUGACAGAAAAACUUAUUCAUUAUGUAUUUUCUGAAAUUAAAAGAGAGAGACAAGAAUAGACUUAAAAUAGAUGAAAAUGUUUAGUAAAUAAGCAAUGUCAACUCUCUUUUGAUGAGGAUACUUCAGUGAUGUUAAGUCUUUUCCAAAUCCCUAGCUGUGGCUCUAAAAACAAGACUCUUUUUUGAUGGGACUGAUAUUAAGGGAAGUAGGACGUUUUGUGUAUUCAACUCACAGUUGUAGAACUUGCCAUCAUCAGCAUGAGUGGCUUAAAAGAGGAAAUAAAGAAGCUUUCAACUAAAUCCAAAAGUACAGUCAUUUUUCUGCUACUGUGAUUUUAAAGCCUCUUCAUAACCAUUGAAAAAGAGUUGACAACUGUUUUAAAAGAUUAAAGAAAGGCAGAUGUCUGCAAACAAUUCUCCUCCAUCAGCCCAGAAGUCUGUAUUACCUGCAAGUCUUCCUGCUGUGCUUCCAGCUCCUUCUCCAUGUUCAAGUCCUAAAACAGGACUCUCUGGGCGACUCUCUAAUGGAAGCUUCAGUGCGCCGUCACUCACCAACUCCAGAGGCUCAGUGCAUACAAUCUCAUUUCUCCUGCAAAUUGGCCUUACACGAGAAAGUAUUACCAUUGAAGCCCAGGAACUGUCUUUAUCUGCUGUCAAGGAUCUUGUGUGCUCCAUUGUUUAUCAAAAGUUUCCAGAGUGUGGAUUCUUUGGCAUGUAUGACAAAAUCCUUCUCUUUCGUCAUGACAUGAACUCAGAAAAUAUUUUGCAGCUGAUUACCUCAGCAGAUGAAAUACAUGAAGGAGACCUAGUGGAAGUUGUUCUUUCAGCUUUGGCCACAGUAGAAGACUUCCAGAUUCGUCCACAUACUCUGUAUGUACAUUCUUACAAAGCUCCUACUUUUUGUGAUUACUGUGGUGAAAUGCUCUGGGGAUUGGUACGUCAGGGCCUAAAAUGUGAAGGCUGUGGAUUAAAUUAUCAUAAACGAUGUGCCUUCAAGAUUCCAAAUAACUGUAGUGGUGUAAGAAAGAGACGUCUGUCAAAUGUAUCCCUGCCAGGACCUGGCCUCUCAGUUCCAAGACCCCUACAGACUGAAUAUGUAGCCCUUCCUACUGAAGAGUCGCAUAUUCAUCAAGAACCUAGUAAGAGAAUUCCUUCUUGGAGUGGUCGCCCAAUCUGGAUGGAGAAGAUGGUAAUGUGCAGGGUAAAAGUUCCACACACGUUUGCUGUUCACUCUUAUACCCGUCCUACAAUAUGUCAGUACUGCAAGCGGUUGCUGAAAGGCCUCUUUCGCCAAGGAAUGCAGUGCAAAGAUUGUAAAUUCAACUGCCAUAAACGCUGUGCAUCAAAAGUACCAAGAGACUGCCUUGGAGAGGUUACUUUCAAUGGAGAACCUUCCACUCUGGGCACAGAUACAGAUAUUCCAAUGGAUAUUGACAGUAGUGACAUGAACAGUGAUGGUAGUCGGGGCUUGGAUGACAUAGAAGAACCAUCUCCCCCAGAAGAUAAAAUGUUCUUCCUGGAUCCAUCUGACCUUGAUGUGGAAAGAGAUGAAGAAGCUGUUAAAACAAUCAGUCCAUCAACAAGCAAUAAUAUUCCGCUAAUGAGAGUUGUACAGUCCAUCAAGCACACAAAGAGGAAGAGCAGCACGAUGGUGAAGGAAGGGUGGAUGGUCCAUUACACCAGCAGGGACACCCUGAGAAAAAGGCAUUAUUGGAGACUGGACAGUAAAUGUUUAACAUUGUUUCAAAACGAAUCCGGAUCAAAGUAUUAUAAGGAAAUUCCACUUUCAGAAAUUCUCCGUAUAUCCUCGCCACAAGAUUUCACAAACAUUUCACAAGGCAGCAACCCACACUGUUUUGAAAUCAUCACUGACACUAUGGUAUACUUUGUUGGUGAAAACAAUGGGGACAGCUCUCACAAUCCUGUUCUUGCUGCCACUGGAGUGGGACUUGAUGUAGCACAGAGCUGGGAAAAAGCAAUUCGUCAGGCUCUCAUGCCUGUUACCCCUCAAGCAAGUGUUUGUACUUCUCCAGGGCAAGGGAAAGAUCACAAAGAUUUGUCUACCAGUAUCUCUGUAUCUAAUUGUCAGAUCCAGGAGAAUGUGGACAUCAGUACCGUUUACCAGAUUUUUGCAGAUGAGGUGCUUGGUUCAGGCCAAUUUGGUAUCGUUUAUGGAGGAAAACACAGAAAGACUGGAAGGGAUGUGGCUAUUAAAGUAAUUGAUAAGAUGAGAUUCCCCACAAAACAGGAAAGUCAACUCCGUAAUGAAGUAGCUAUUUUACAGAAUUUGCACCAUCCUGGGAUUGUAAACCUGGAAUGUAUGUUUGAAACCCCAGAACGAGUUUUUGUAGUAAUGGAAAAGCUGCAUGGAGAUAUGUUGGAAAUGAUUCUAUCCAGUGAGAAAAGUCGACUUCCAGAACGAAUUACUAAAUUCAUGGUCACACAGAUACUUGUUGCUUUGAGGAAUCUACAUUUUAAGAAUAUUGUGCACUGUGAUUUAAAGCCAGAAAAUGUGCUACUUGCAUCAGCAGAGCCAUUUCCCCAGGUGAAGCUAUGUGACUUUGGUUUUGCACGAAUCAUUGGUGAAAAGUCAUUCAGGAGAUCUGUGGUAGGAACUCCAGCAUACUUAGCCCCUGAAGUUCUCAGGAGCAAAGGCUACAACCGUUCUCUAGAUAUGUGGUCAGUGGGAGUUAUUGUCUAUGUGAGCCUCAGUGGCACAUUUCCUUUUAAUGAAGAUGAAGAUAUAAACGACCAAAUCCAAAAUGCUGCGUUUAUGUACCCACCAAAUCCAUGGAGAGAAAUUUCUGGUGAAGCAAUUGACUUGAUAAAUAAUCUACUUCAAGUGAAGAUGAGAAAACGUUACAGUGUGGACAAAUCUCUUAGUCAUCCCUGGCUACAGACUCUUAGGCCGACUUGAGGGUGAAAAAUUCAAACUGAAAUAUCACCUCCAAACGAGUUCACCAAACCCAGCUACAGGUGAUGGAGAGGGUUUUGACUGACAUGCAUUCAUCUGAUGAUGUCUACCAUGAAGUCUCUGAUGAGGUACCAAGGCAAAAAAGUUAAAUCUUUCUCCCAUCUUCUCAGGAUUCAUUAACAUACGGUACCCCUGAAGUAACUGCUCCCUCAGUGAUGGCUCAUCUGAUUUAUCUAAGAGAAUCUGAAAAGAAAAAACUUCUUAGUAAAAAAUAACUGGAAGAAAUGAUUCUUUUAUGCAACAAUAGUAAUGAUUAUUAGCUAUUCAUUAAAGCAGUGAGUAAAAUGGUAUUUCUGAUCAUCUGCUUCAGAAUCAUGGAGUGUUUCUUAAAGACAGAGAUUGCUAUGAUCCAACAACCUAUAGAUUUGUAUGUUUAACAAAUAUAUUCCCAGGUGGUCUGAUCUACACUGAAGGGUUAAGAUGUCUUCAGAACAGUUAUAAAAUUAAUACCACACAGGCAGUCAAGUUUUCUUCACAAACAUGAACACUACUUGGAUUUUAAUCCUACCUCACAUGGAGAUACAUGGAACUUAUCAGGCUAUCUGGUUACACUGAACCUUACAGUACCAAAAAGACUGCAAUACCAAGGAUUAACUACGAGAGCAUUAAUACCAGAUGAACUUAAUAUUUGAAAUAUUUACUGAAAUAUAUAAAUAUAUAUAUAAAAUGUACUUAAAUAUAUAUAUUAAACAAGUCUAUAAAUAAUAGUGAAAUAAAUCAUUACCUUCAGCCU